AGCCUCCUCUAUUUACACGGACAGGCGCACACCAAGAUUGCUGGCUGCUUACUCACGCAACCACUCUCCCGUGCCAUGGUUUCGAAUGUAGAUUCGAGGUGCUUGGCGCUCUUUGUGGCUUCGGUGCUGCUCACAGGGAGUGCGUUUAUUCUACCGGGGACACGCCUCAGAUCACCACCGGCGGCGCGCCGCCGCGUGUCGGAGCAAGCCGUAGCCUUGACAAGGUCAACAACAACAACAACAACCACCACAUCAACUUGUUGGGGAAUACGGCGACGCUCAGUAGGGCCAUGCACGAUGUCCACAUCACCUGGCGAUCAGGAUAGUGAUGCUGCGGCAGAGGGCGAAGGCGCUGAUGCUGAGUCUAAUGCCGAAGGCGAGCAGGGCGGGGCGGAUGCCGGGGCGGGCGGCGAGAGGAAGGAACAGCAGGAUGACGAAGUGAUUGGAUUUGGAAUGGGGGAUACCGCAGAUGACGAUGAUAUAGCCCCGUUGUCGUUGCUCGCACAGGGAGACUCGCUGCCGCUGUCAUACCGGAGCGAUAAUGGGACAAGAGAGUCUGAGUUCUUCGUUGGUGAUGAGAACGAGAACGUGAAUCCCUACUACGAUGUUGUCCGACGCCUUUCCCCGACGGAGUUGAUCGGCAGGUUCAUGAAGACCUCCUCUCCCAAGGUGCAGGAGGCAGUGCGAACGACGGUGCUUGGGCUGUUGGGAUCUCUCCCUAGGCAUGCCUUCGAGACUACGGCCAUCGCUACUGGGGAUGCGCUUGCUAACCUCAUGUUCCAGCUGCAGAUGACUGGGUACAUGUUCAAAAAUGCCGAGUACCGCCUUUCUCUGCAAUCUUCGAUGCGAGCUUCGGCCGCCCUGCCCGCAGGUAAGAGCAUUGUCGGUGAGGAAGAGGAAGACGAAUCUCUCAGCACUUCGCGCGUGGAAAUGGACGAUGAUGGCAACCUCAUCAUCGCCAGACCAAAGAUUUCGGGCAAGAUCAAGCUCACCUACGACGAGAAUAAGGAGACAGAACGCGCAAUGGAGGUCGAUGCCGAUGCCUACAUGGCCGAGCUAAGGGGGCAGGUGGAGCAGCUGGAGUCUCAGCUGUUGAUGGUGCAAACCCAGAAGGAGGAGGCGGUGCAGCAAGACCUUUUGGUUUACAUCAAGUCAAUGCCGGAACAUCAGCUGCAGGGGCUUACGGCCGGCGUGAGCCCUGACGUGCUGGAGUCUAUGCGGCUUCUUGUGGAAACGGUGAUGGGUGGCAUGGGUGACCGCGAGAUUCUGUCAAAAACAUUGACUCAACAAACAGGCUCCGGUAUGGCUCAGUUAUGCAUGUGGCAGCUCGUGGUUGGGUUCAACCUUCGAGAAAUGGAGGCUAGAGAAGACAUGCGAAAGAACUUCAACAAGUGACCCAUCCGCGAACAGUUGUAGCAUACAUGGCUGACGGAUGUUGAUAAGGAUUGAGCGAAAUAUUGGAGGGAGAUAAGGGGCGAGGAACGAAUCCUCUUAACCUGUUGUAGUUGUACAUGUAUAUCUGGCGUCCUUUUGGUACAGUGUUCUAUUCUAGUCCUUUUUAACCGGGAGGGGGGGGGGUUGACCUAUAGUAAUAGAUGAAGGAAGUUGAUACAUGCAAAAGCACAUCUUUGCGGCACACGUUCGUUGACCAGUAGAGGGUAGAGACUAUGUGUAGCUUUUCGUGGAUGAAGAGAGAGGAAGGUGGCCCGCAAUUAAAUGAUUGGCCAAUCUCGCGAAAGGAACGUUCCAAAGAAAGGGAAAAAAUCCCUGGUCGUCCGAUGACGUCAUCCACGGUCAUGAGGGUAAUUUUAAUUGCCGGCCACCUUUCUCUGCGCAUGGCGUGCAGGCCAAAGCAAGGAGACCGUUACGACUGACUUGACACGAAAACGAUAUUUUGCGUUUGCAUCUGACAAGCCGGGCCUUAGCUUUGAUCGUUUCGUGAACACAUGUGCGACUUUGCUACAUGCUCCCCACGAUUUGAACGCCGGAUGGAUGCCUUUCCGGCCGCAACAGAUUUGAUUAGUAAUAGCACAUCGUGGCUUCGGUGGAAAGAUACUUCACUUUUAAUGGAG
Ectocarpus siliculosus is the source of this 2072-nucleotide messenger RNA. NCBI's taxonomy places the organism in Eukaryota, Phaeophyceae, Ectocarpales, Ectocarpaceae. The record is from the annotation of a GenBank genome assembly.